Messenger RNA from Lutzomyia longipalpis, 2499 nucleotides. RefSeq names its product organic cation transporter protein. Gene Ontology annotation, molecular function: transmembrane transporter activity. The record is from RefSeq and is a predicted model, not a curated record. The coding region runs from base 322 to 2055 and encodes 577 amino acids. Gene Ontology annotation, cellular component: membrane. NCBI's taxonomy places the organism in Eukaryota, Metazoa, Arthropoda, Insecta, Diptera, Psychodidae. The transcript has 7 exons. Gene Ontology annotation, biological process: transmembrane transport.
UGAGCACUUUUCCAUUGUAGUGGCCGCCAAAAUCCCACUCUAAGCACUUCGCGCGAGCCAACCGUACCUCCGACAACAUAGACUGGAGGUGUUCUGGAUUCCGAGGCAUAUCAGUUUGUGCCGCCAAGUCGUGGUGUCCAUUUGGAAAAACUGUAAAGGCUCUCCCAGCUGCGGGUAAGAGUCACAUUAGAGCCCCGAAGCGCUUUUAGUUGAGGCAAAUAAGAGGAAAAUCACUCCAACGGACAGAUUCAGUCGUUCACAUUCAUUCAAAGCAUAAACAGUUCGAGAGACAAUAAUAUUGAAAAUUGAAAGUGAACAAUAAUGGUGGUGAAUUCGGGAAAUCUUCAAGUGUCCAGUGGUAAAUCAUCUGGUGCUUUAGCCCUUGAUGGGGUAAAAUGUGAAAAUGGGAAAAAUCAUAAAAUUCAAAUAUGUGAUGAACCAACAAAGGAAGAGGACUCCAAUUCGGAUGUUAUAUCCGAUUUAACCGGACACUUUGGGAAAUGGCAGUUGAUGUGGACAUUUCUUCUAUCUCUCUUUCAAUUACCCUCAACAUUUCACCUCUUUUCAUUUGUCUUUGAGGGCGCCUCUAAAGAUUUUUGGUGUGCAGCUCCUGACCACCUCAAAUCCAUCCCUUUAGCAAUUUGGCGCAACUACACCCAACCCAGUGGCCCCUGUAGCAUCGUUGAUGUCAACUACCAUGAAAUUUCAAUAGAGAAUUUCACAACAAUUCUCAGUGAUGCAUUAAACGAAACACUGACAACCUGCAAAUCCUUCGACUAUGACAUGGAAUUGAUUGGAAAGACGGUCAUCUCGGAAUGGCAACUUGUGUGCAACCGCGCCAGCAUGGUGAGUGUUGUGGAAAUGUGCUUCUUGGCAGGAGCAGCAGUCGGAAGUGUGUGCAGCGGUUGGAUUUCAGACCAAUUCGGCCGAAGGACUACAUUAAUGUCCUUCGCUACAGUUCAAUGCUGUAUCGGAAUUUUGCUCGCCUUCGCGUCAUCAUUGCCCACCUUUAUGGUUCUGAGAUUUAUAAGUGGUGUAACAUCAAUGGCUGUUUUGGUCGUCAGUUUUGUCCUGGUGGUGGAAUUGGUGUCUGGGAAGUAUCGCACAAUCAUUGGGAUUCUCAAUCUCUUGCCACUCUCAAUUGCAUACAUGAUAAUUGCGGGAAUUGCCUAUGGGGCCCGUGAUUGGAGGACUAUUCAACUUAUUGGUACCACACCAUGCUUCCUGUUGCUUUUGCUUUGGUUCAAUAUCCCUGAAUCCCCAAGGUGGUUGCUCGCCAGAGGUCGAAUGGAAGAACUCAAAGAGAUUAUCAAUCGAAUUGCUGCCCGGAAUAGGAUCACCCUCCCGGAUAACUAUGAGAAAUUGCUGAUUUCACCUCCCGAUGUGGAUGCUACGGUUUCAAUAUUGGACCUAUUCAGGGGGAAAUUCCGCAGGACCACACUUUUGAUGACGGUGAUUUGGUUUUCCCUCGUCCUUCUCUACUUUGGCAUUACACUACAUAUGAAUAAUUUGGGUGGAAAUAUCUACACAAAUACAAUUAUAGCGGGUGCUGUUGAGGGUAUCGCCAUUCUGUGUAGCAUCAUCGUCGUCCUCAAAUUAGGAAUCCGAAUUAAUUUAGUUAUAUACAUGCUUGUCGCCGGAUUAGCCUGUCUCAUGGUAAAUUUCGUCCCAGAUGGCAAUUUGUGGAUGAUAAUAACAUUAGUUAUGAUAGGAAAAUGCACAAUUGGAGCAACAAAUGCUAUCAUUCAAACCUUCACGGCAUACCAAUAUCCAACUAUGUUGAGGAAUUUGGGUGUGGGAGCGGGAAAUUUUGCUGCUGGUGUGGCUUUAAUUGUUGUACCCUACCUAUGGCUUAUGGAGCACAUUCAGAUUUAUCUACCAAUGACAAUUAUGGGAGGAUUUGGAAUUGUGGGUGCUAUUGCCCUUCUGCUGCUACACGAUAGAUCACCAAAGACCAAGAAACAGCAGAGAGCUACUAAAUCAUGUAUUCCGGAGCAAAACAAAAAAGUUGCCAGUGCAUUUGAAAAUUCAGCAUAUAAACACACAGAAUCUUGAUAAGUUCCAAAACACAUCAAAAUCAUAAUGUCGUCUUUCUCAUCUUUCGCAACAGUUCUGUGAACCAUUUCACCCAAAAUUGUAUUUAAUAACAUUAAGGCACAUUAGGAUAUGUAAAUUGAUAAGUUAUGUUUACAAUCUAUUGUUAUAUUGUAUUUAAAUUGUAUAUUUUAUUCUUAUUUUAUUAUUACGAGCUCUUAUUCCUUUUUAUGACACAAUUAUGUACGUAUACUCCCACACAUCUUUACGCGUGUACUGUAUUCAAUCCAAAUUUUAAGACAUUCCUUUACAAUAUACUCAUCUCUGAAUAUAAAAUAAUGCGGUCUCUUUGGUACACACGUAAUAAAUUACAGUAUUCCGAGAAACUUUUAAAUAAUGUUACAUUUUUUGCAUUUAGUUGACAAGAAACCACGAUUAUUUAUAAUAAAAUUAUUACUUUAAUUA